CGGCGGCGGCGACCGGAGCGGCGAGCCGGUGCCGCCCGGGCUGCGCUUCGCCCGGGCAGCUUUGGCGGCGAGGGCGCCCGUGGCUCAGGAUGCGCGCGGGGGGCACGGUGCUCGCCCUGGCAGGCAGCCUGCUGCUGCUGCUCCUCCUGCGUCUGUUUUGGUGCCCGGCGGACGCGCCCGCCCGCUUCAGGCUGUCAGUGGAGGAAAGCGGGGAGGACGCCGGCGUUGGCACCUCAGCGGUGUUGAGGACGCUCCGGAGCCCGACCACCCCAGUACCACAGACCAGGGGCAGAAACAGCACAUAUCUGGAAGAGAAGUCACUCCAGCUGAUAGAGAAAUGCAAAAAUCUGCAAUAUGCCUUGAACUCUUUAUCUAACAAAACAAAACGGUACUCAGAGAAUGACUAUCUCCAGAUCAUUGCAAAUAUACAGACAUGCCCGUGGAAACGGCAAGCAGAAGAAUAUGACAAAUUCAGAGCAAAACUGACAUCCUGUUGUGAUGCUGUUCAAAACUUCGUGGUUUCCCAGAACAACACUCCAGUGGGGACUAACAUUAGCUACGAGGUGGAAAGCAAGAGUCAAAUCCUCAUUCGAGAGAACAUUUUCCACAUGUUCCCAGUGACCCAGCCUUUUGUGGACUACCCCUAUAACCAGUGUGCAGUGGUUGGCAAUGGGGGAAUUCUGAACAAGUCUCUCUGCGGAGCAGAAAUCGAUAAAGCUGACUUUGUCUUUAGGUGUAACCUCCCCCCAGUCACAGGGGAUGCUAGUAAAGAUGUCGGGAACAAGACGAAUCUUGUAACUGUGAACCCCAGCAUCAUAACACUGAAAUAUAAGAAUCUGAAGGAGAAAGAAAGGUUUCUGAAGGAUAUUUCCAACUAUGGAGACGCGUUCCUUCUCCUGCCAGCCUUUUCCUUCAGGAUGAACACUGGCCUAUCUUUUAAAGUCCACCAAACGCUUAAAGAUUCUAAGGCGAGGCAGAAGGCUCUGUUCUUCCACCCCAGGUACCUGAAAGAUCUUGCCGUUUUCUGGAGAACUAAGGGGGUGACCGCCUACCGCUUGUCCACAGGCCUGAUGAUCGCAAGCCUCGCGGUGGAGCUGUGUGAAAACGUGAAACUCUAUGGGUUCUGGCCUUUCUCUAAGACCGUGGAAGAAACCCCACUCAGUCACCACUACUACGACAACACGUUACCCAAGCAGGGCUUCCACCAGAUGCCCAAAGAGUACAGCCAGAUGCUCCAGCUCCACAUGAAAGGCAUCCUCAAACUGCAAUUCGGGAAAUGUGAAAUGACUUAACGUUUCUUAAAAUAGGAAUAAUUAAUUGCGGUAGAUGUAACAGGUGCAUCGUGGUCUCUUCAAACACUAAAGGAGGGUUACAGAAGAGCUCCCCAACGUGGCUAGACCAAAGCUCCCCACUAACUCUGCAGCCUCCACAAGUCACUCAUUCAACUUUCUUUCUCUGAAAAUGGAGAUCAUGGUAUCAGACUCUGACAAGUAAAACGAAAUGAUUUUUUAAAAAGCCUCUUAGAAUUUGAUUUGAGGGGCUGGCUGAAUGGUUUCCUUGCUCCUAUUUGUAAUAGCCAUUUCCACCUUUACCAGAGUUGGUAAUGAAACUGUGCCAAAGACACUUUCUGAAGAGAACGCCUGAAUCACGAGUAUUCAUCGAUUCUUGCUCACAGCCCUCCCUUUACUAACAAUACCGUUCACAUUUUUCUCUCCCUCCUACAACAGUGCAUACAAAAAGAAGUCAUUUAACAAAAUAUCCUUGAUUAUUCAGGAAAAAAUUCUUUUUUUGCAUGGCAAUGUGCCUGCUUCUGAUUCAGUUCACUGGUGACGUUAGAUGCAUUGAGCUGUUGGUUGGAUUUGGGGCAUUUCUUUGCCUCUUUUGUCUACAUCAUUCUCACCUUUAUCACUUUAAUCACUAUGUACUAGCUUCCUGCUUCAAAGUUCUGCUUUUCUCCCUCCCAGUGACAGGAUCCAAUCAAUCACCUAAAGUAGUUCCAAUACCCACUGCUUCUCACUUGUUAUCUUGUCCGUGAAGUUACUCAUCUGAUUUUUAAAAUAUUGAACAGCUGUUUGAUAUCAGACUCUAGGAACAGCCUCUUGUGGGAGGGUGUGAAGAUACUGGCAGAAAAACAAGUGCACACCAUUAAUUGAUAAGAUACCGCAAUCAUCACCAUGACAGUUCCGAACGUGGCCAUAGAAGGAUCAUAGACAGGAAUAGUUAAAUCUGUUCCACUAGAAUUGACUUCAAUGUAUCUGUUUCACAGAAAAAGUGAUUCUAGAAUUAAAACUAGAAAAUGAGUCAAUUCUUAGCAAAUUAAGAGGAUUCUAGGUAAAGAGAGCAAAGCAGGAAGAGAAUGCUGUUCCCUUGAUUCUGAUUAUCAAAAUGAAUAUGCUAGAAGGCAGAACGCAAGGUUGCCCUAAAAACUCCACACACUGGGAGAGGGCACAGUGCUGGGGUGGCAGCUUUGCCCACACUGGUGAAGGGGGAGUAAUUUAGACCUGAAAGAAGAAGACUUAGUAAAGAAACACCUUACACAUCUCUUCCGGGAGAGAAGAACGUUUUGAUAAAAAAUUACACUCAUAAGUUAUGCAUCAGUUUUGAGUAAUAUAGAUAUUACAUAUGAGCAUUUAUACUCCUUACUAAUGUUCCAGUGAUAUCCCUUAAUGUUAGCACAUUUAUUAAGUUAUUAGGCUUAAUAAAUAUCUAUGAGCAUAUAUUCCUGCUCAUUCAUGGAUGUUCCCAAGAAAUCUAAGAUAGGAGUAUAGCAGGUGAGGUCCACAUGCUAAGAUAACUGUAAAUUUCACUUUUUAAUUCUUACCUGAGCCAGCUUGUUGUUUAUCAAAUGCUUUUUUGGGGAAACAGUGCACUGUGAAAUCUUACUCUGAUAUAGUGUCAUUGUGUAUUUGACAUUUGUGAUGUUAUUUCAGGUUUACAUCUUUUCUGUUCUUUUAUAGCAAAUCAAAUUUAUUAGCUUUAGAAAUUUAUCAAAAGUUCAUAUAUAAGUAUUUUUCAAAGGGUAAAAGCUUUUUGUUACAUAAAAUCAAAUCUAUUUAUUAUCUUUCUUCUUCCAGUGAAUAGAGGCUCUUGUUAUGCUGCUGCUAACAAAUUUAAUUAGCUUUAAAUAAUCUCCUAGCAACAUUGGUCAUGUUUCAAUCAUGCUAUUAGAAAAGAAAUGUUUUUAAAAGUAGAUAAGAAAACUAUUAUUUUUAUAGUUAAUAAAAAUGUUUCUCAAAAUAUUUUGUGCUAAAUAAAAAGAGUCUUUUGAUGCCAUUAAAAAUAUAUGACUGAAAAAAAUAUGACUGAUGAACAAAGGGAGUAGACCAUACUGACAUAAAUGAUUAAAUAGAUAAUGUGGAGAUGUUUCAAGUUGCUCUACAAAAAAAAAAUUGUCUGGUCAGGAUGUUUUGAGCUUAUUAGUGGUUUGCCAUGUAAGAUGCUGUUUUAACUCCUGAGAUUUUUCUCUAGAAUAUCAAACAAACAAACAAACAAACAAACAAACCUCUUCAGUGUCAUACAAUAUGGAUUUCAGAAAUUCCCAAAAUACUGUGAGGUUAGUGAUCAUGAUGGCAGCCCUGUCUCAACCAAAAAUCAGUAGAAAAAAAAAAUUGAAAUUUCUGUAUAGAAAAGCACAGACCUUUUCAGGUAUGCAGAUCAUCGGUUUAGUUCUUGUUUCGUGUUUGUGCUGCCAAACCUGAGCGGGUCUGAAAUGUUACCACAACUCUACCUGGAUUAACCUAGGCAGGAGUGAGAAGGCAGCCUUGGGCUUCCGAGUGCUGUACUCACGUCGCUUAGUCUGCAGGGCUACAAGAUGGAGUUCAGAGCUUUUUUUUUUUUUUUUUUUUUUUUUUUUUUUUUUUUUUUUUUUUU
Meriones unguiculatus (Mongolian gerbil) is the source of this 3870-nucleotide messenger RNA. RefSeq names its product ST8 alpha-N-acetyl-neuraminide alpha-2,8-sialyltransferase 6 (gene St8sia6). Gene Ontology annotation, molecular function: alpha-N-acetylneuraminate alpha-2,8-sialyltransferase activity. Lineage: Eukaryota; Metazoa; Chordata; Mammalia; Rodentia; Muridae. The record is from RefSeq and is a predicted model, not a curated record. Gene Ontology annotation, biological process: N-glycan processing; oligosaccharide metabolic process. The transcript is spliced from 8 exons. The coding region runs from base 90 to 1292 and encodes 400 amino acids.